AUGAUGAAGGUUCAGGUCACCUCCAGAGAAAUCAUCAAACCAUCAUCUCCAACUCCCCAUCACCUACGCAGGUUCAAGAUCACCUUACUAGAUCAGUUAAUCCCUCGAAUGUACGUACCUAUGCUAUUGUUCUACUCCAGCAAAGAUGGCUGUAACAUUGAAACUGUUGAAAGAACUCAACAGCUAAAGAAAUCUCUAUCAGAGACCUUGACCGGCUAUUACCCAUUGGCUGGGAGGAUUAGAGAAGACAGUUCUAUAGUUGAAUGUAACGACGAGGGUGUCGACUUUUCUGAGGCCAGAGUCGAUGGUCGGCUCUCGGAGUUCCUGGAGCAACCCUAUGUUGAAGUACUGGAUCAAAUGGUUCCUUGCAAUUACCACUUCGCUAAGUCAGGCCUGGACGUCCUCCUAGCUGUCCAAGUCAACUUAUUCAACUGUGGUGGAAUGGCCAUUGGUGUGUGCAUUUUUCACAAGGUUGCCGAUGGGACCACGAUAGCCACAUUCAUCAAUCGGUGGGCCAGCCAAUCGCAUGGCACCAGUGACACCACAGGUCCUGACUUCCAGUCUUCCACAUUUUUCCCGACCGAAGGGCCUGAGCCAUUAUUUGCUUUUGUCACAAAAGAGAACGUUGUGACAAAGAGAUUUGUGUUUGACGCAUCUAAGAUUGCCGCCCUUAGGGAUAGACCGUCCAUUGAUUCGCAGGUAGGACGCCCCACGCGUGUCGAAGCAUUGACAGCACUUAUCUGGCGAUGUAUCAUGAGGACAAGUGGAGAAGAGGGGUCUGUGAGGGCUUCUCUGGCAGUACAUGCCGUGAACUUGCGAGGAAGGAUGUCUCCUCCAUUGCCAGACCAUUCCUUUGGGAAUAUUAUAUUCAUUGCGACUUCAGUGGUGACGGAGAAAGAGUGCCUUGAAGACAUGCAAUGUUAUCUUGAGCGAAAGCUAAGGGAUGCAAUAAGAGCAGUAAACAGUAAUUCCAUAAAAGAACUGCAAAAACCAGAUGGGAUUUCACGGGCUCUUGCAGCCAUAAGUUCUGAAGUUGGAAAAUAUGUUGACUGUGGUAUAGACUACUGUUAUUUUAGUAGUUGGUGUAGAUUUCCUCUCUACGAAGUGGACUUUGGGUGGGGGAAGCCCGCGUGGGUUAGUAUUGCCACUUUACUACUUAAGAAUUUAGUUAUCCUGAACCGGACAAGAUGUGGUGAUGGAAUUGAAGCUUGGGUGAACAUGGAGGAUGUUCACAUGGCUAAAUUUGAACAGGACCAAGAGCUCCUUUCCUUUGUUUCGUCUCCAUUGAAAACUGGUUGA
This is a messenger RNA of Magnolia sinica, 1299 nucleotides long. RefSeq names its product stemmadenine O-acetyltransferase-like. The record is from RefSeq and is a predicted model, not a curated record. Lineage: Eukaryota; Viridiplantae; Streptophyta; Magnoliopsida; Magnoliales; Magnoliaceae. The transcript has a single exon. The coding region runs from base 1 to 1299 and encodes 432 amino acids.